This is a messenger RNA of Durio zibethinus, 963 nucleotides long. Lineage: Eukaryota; Viridiplantae; Streptophyta; Magnoliopsida; Malvales; Malvaceae. The record is from RefSeq and is a predicted model, not a curated record.
AUGAAUCCUUCACCACCCCAAUCUGUUCGAAUGGAUUGUGCAGGAAAAAUCAUCAGAGCUUCAAUCCAUACCUUCCUGAACUAUUUUCACUACUUCACCACCAUCCCAGUUCUCCUUUUGCUUCCUUUCUCAGCUUCUGUCCUUCUUUCACAAACCCCUUUCAAAUACUAUUCACCACUUUCUGAAACCAUCCAUCAUGCUGAUCAAUUUGAUUCCAUCUUUGGUCUUGCAGGGUUUUCUUUCUCCUCUCAGAUCAAAUCCCAAACUGUUUUCCCCUUUGUUUUUAGUCUCCCUUUUACAGUUUCAUCCUUCAUCAUGGCAAAAGCAUCUAUAAUUCAAGCUUUGAAUCAGCAUAAACCAUCUCUUCAAGCACCCUUUUGUAAUAUCAUAUCAGUUUAUAAACCUCUACUCUUAACGCACCUUUGCAGCUUAGUCAUGAUCAUUGCCAUCAACUUGGCAAUCUUUUCUCUCCUUUUCAUUUCCCUGAAUUCUCUGAAAUCAUUUUGGAUACCAUAUAUCAGCCUAAUUCUACCAGCUUUUGGAGCCGUUUUUUACUCUUUUUUUGCCAACACAGUUGUGGUUAGCAACUUAGCUUUGGUUGUGGCAGGGAUGGAAGCAUGUAAAGGACAUGUAGCAAUCUAUAAGGCUUGUUUGCUGAGAAAAGGUAAAAAUUCUAUGGCUCUCUUGUUGUUUCUCCCCACAAAUUUGGGCCUUGUUGCAAUUGAAGCCUUGUUUCAAUUCAGGGUGACAAGAAUUUACCUGUUUUUAGGAGAGAUUAGUGCAUCUAUGGCAUUGGAAGGGCUACUGAUUGCUUAUUUGUAUUCUCUCCUUAUUGUUCUUGACACAAUCAUCUGUUGCCUAUUUUACAAGAGUUGUGAAUCAAAUUCUAUGGCAAGUGGUCAAAUUCAUAGAAGUUGCUAUGAUAUUGAACUUGCCCAGGAAAGAGAGCCUUUUGAUGAAUGA